Phlebotomus argentipes is the source of this 15536-nucleotide messenger RNA. RefSeq names its product cadherin-related tumor suppressor (gene ft). Gene Ontology annotation, biological process: homophilic cell-cell adhesion. Gene Ontology annotation, cellular component: catenin complex; plasma membrane. The record is from RefSeq and is a predicted model, not a curated record. Bases 1 to 15192 code for a protein of 5063 amino acids. The transcript has 9 exons. Lineage: Eukaryota; Metazoa; Arthropoda; Insecta; Diptera; Psychodidae. Gene Ontology annotation, molecular function: calcium ion binding; cadherin binding.
AUGACGCUCUCAGGACGGCGCCUCCAUCCCAUGGCCCUCACGAUGAGGCGUGCCAUCUGGCCGCUCCUGGUAGUGGCCCAACUAGUGUCGGUGCUCGAUGGUGCUCACGUUCCGGGCCCGGGCCCGGGACUUACGGUCUUCCCACGUCGCCGCUCUUCCUCGGACGGUUACUCUUCGCAAAUGCAAUCGCGCGCGGUGGACACUCGCAUCCAGCUAGAAGUGCUGGAGGGUGAUCCUCGUGGUACGGUGGUGGGCUACAUUCCCACGAAGCCCGGCUUCACGUAUCGCUUCAAUGAGCCACCGCGGGAAUUCACGCUAGACCCCAACACGGGGGAGAUCAAGACGAAUGCCAUCCUCGAUCGCGAGGGACUGCGAGAUCGAUACGACUUGGUUGUGCUCUCCAGUCAACCCACGUAUCCCAUCGAGGUGAGGAUCACUGUGAUGGAUAUCAACGAUAAUGCCCCGGAAUUCCCAGAGCCCAGCAUCGCGGUGUCGUUCUCAGAGAGUGCAGCUCCGGGCACCAGGCUCCUGCUGGACGCCGCCACGGAUAGUGAUGUGGGCAUAAACAGUGUCACGGAUGACUACAGGAUCGUGGAUGGGAAUCACGAUGAUAAAUUCCGCUUGGCGGUGACUUCAAACCCCAGUGGAGACGUGUCCUAUCUACACCUGGAGACCACGGGCAAGCUGGACAGGGAAACCCGCGGCUUCUACCAGCUGAACGUGUCCGCGAGGGAUGGUGGCACCCCACCCAAGCAUGGCUACCUCCAGGUCAACGUCACCAUUUUGGAUGUGAACGACAACCCGCCAAUUUUCGAUCACAGCGACUACAUCGUGUCGCUGAACGAGAGUGUUCCACCUGGCACACCAGUUCUGCAGGUGAUGGCAUCCGACUCGGAUUUGGGCGACAACAGCAAAAUUACAUAUUACCUCGCCGAGACGGAGACACAAUUCACGGUGGACCCGGAAACGGGUGUCAUAUCCACCACUGAGCAAUUGUCAUGCCCCCAGCAAAACUGCCCAACACUGUCCCGGCCGAGCUCAUGUCCCAAGAGUUGCGUGUUCACCGUGUUUGCGCGCGAUCAUGGCUCGCCGCGCCAGGAUGGUCGUACCUACGUCACGGUCAACCUGGUGGACACUAACGAUCAUGAUCCCGUGAUAAGAUUCCAGUACUUCCCGCCUACGGGCACCUUUGCCACUGUGGAUGAGAACGCCGCGAAUGCAUCUGUAGUGGCCGCAGUAUCUGUGGUGGACAUGGACGAGGGGCUUAAUGGGGAAACAAGCAUUAGGAUCAUCUCUGGCAAUGAAUUGCAGCAUUUUCGCCUGGAUAAGACGCCUAGCUUUGAUAUUGUAAGGGUGAAUGGUGUGCUGGAUCGCGAGGAGAUCGGAAAAUAUAACUUGACUGUUGUGGCCACUGAUCGUGGCACACCAGCACGAACGGCAACCGCUUAUCUUAUCAUUCACGUGAAUGAUGUAAACGAUCACGAGCCUGUGUUUGAAAAAUCCGAGUAUUCAGCUGUGCUCAGCGAAUUGGCUCCGCCAGGAACUUAUGUAGCCAGCAUCACGGCCACAGAUGAGGACACUGGCGUGAAUGCCCAAAUUUUCUAUGACUUCGUCUCGGGCAAUAACAAGCAGUGGUUUAUCAUUGAUACAGUAUCUGGCUUGAUCACCACUCAAGCGGCACUUGAUCGUGAAGUACAGGGCACGGUUGAGCUGAGCAUUUCCGCGCGUGAUGGUGGACCCAAUCCGAAGUGGGCCUAUACUCAGCUCAAAGUCACAAUUCUCGAUGAGAACGACGAGGCACCCCAAUUCUCCCAACAGCAGAUAAACGUGAGCCUAAGCGAAAAUACUCCACCACAUACUCUCGUAGCCAUGUUAGCGGCUUCUGAUCACGAUCAGGGCACUAAUGGCAGUGUCACGUACUCUCUCCAUCCCAACGUUCAACAGAGAUACCCCGAUGUUUUCGCCCUGGAUGCGCUGACUGGACAAUUGACCACAAAAGUGAAGCUCGACAGAGAAACGAUCUCCGAAUACGAAGUGUACGUGAUCGCGCGUGAUCAAGGCAUUCCUCCACAAACUUCAACAGCAACUGUAGUGCUGCACGUGCAGGACGUGAAUGACAAUAGUCCCGAGUUCUAUCCCAAACACUACUUCGUAUCGGUGCCGGAGAACACAGCUAUUGGGGCUUCUGUGUUGAAAGUCACCGCCACGGAUCGCGACGAUGGAGACAAUGCGAUUGUCACGUAUAAUCUCGAGAGUGGUGGCGAUGGACUUUUCGUGGUGGACAAUUGGACUGGUGUUGUGAGUCUCAGGGGGAGUCUUCGCACCUCCCAAAAGCCUUUGCAUAAGCUGGUAAUCUCCUCAAAAGAUCGCGGUGAUCGCCGAUCUGAUAGUGAUGCCAUUGUGGAAAUCAUCAAGGAAUCUAAGUUGGAAGAGCUCGAGUUCGACUCAUAUGGCGGUUAUGAAUUUCAAAUUUACGAGGAUCACGGCAAUGAGAAGGGAAAUAUUGGCCGUGAAGUGGGUCGCGUGCAAGUCCGCACGACGACCACGCCCAUUGAGUACUCAAUAGUUUUCGGUGACCCCACGGGGAACUUCAAGAUCCACGAGAGGUCCGGUGUCAUCAGCACCGCCACAAAAAUUGACCGGGAAGUCACGAUCGUGUACUCACUGACCGUCGUGGCGAGGAGUGGCCUGGCCUAUGGCAAGACAACUGUGAACAUCUCAAUUCUCGAUCUAAAUGACAAUGAACCGAUCUUCUCGAGGGAUCGUGAUGAGAUUCGGCUAGCGGAGAAUGCAGCUGUUGGGCAGGAGGUGUAUCUUUCACGUGCCCGCGAUCGUGACUCGGGCAUAAACAGUCGAGUGACUUACAGCUUAUCGUACAAUCCUGAGGAUCAGUUCCGCAUCUCUGAAGCCACUGGUGUGCUUUACCUUAAUCGGCCGAUCAGAGCGGAACCAGGAUCUGUGCUGCACAUUGAAGUGACCGCUAUGGAUGGUGGAGAUCCUCCACUGUUUUCAAGGAACACUGUUAUGAUCACAAUUGAGGAUGUUAAUGAUCACACACCAGUUUUUGAUCACACUUCCUACGAAACAUCCUUGUUUGAAUCUAUGCCUGUGAAUGCGAGAUUUUUCGCUCUAGCCGCUUCAGAUGCUGAUCUCGGGGCCAAUGGAAGGAUUUCUUAUGCGAUAAUUGAGGGAAAUAGUGAGGGAAAAUUCGGCAUCUUCCCAGAUGGAUAUCUCUACGUGAAGCACCCAUUGGAUCGUGAAAAGCGCGAUUAUUACUCACUAACAGUGGCGUGUAGUGAUCACGGCAGCCCGUCUAGAAGUUCAGUAGUCCCUGUGAUUAUCCACGUGAUUGAUGAGAAUGAUAACAGUCCUCAAUUCACAAAUUCCACCUUCACCUUUCAUAUUCCUGAGAAUGAGCCCGCGGACUCAUUCGUGGGGAAAUUGACUGCCAUCGAUCGUGAUAUUGGGAGAAAUGCAGAGUUAAUUUACACCCUAUCCAAUACUCAAAAUGAUUUUGUGGUGGAUCCUCGCAAUGGCUUCAUAAAAACCAUCCAUGAGUUUGAUCGUGAGGCACUCGUGCAGAAUACAGGACACAAUCUAAUUACUUUGGAGGCAACAGUGAGUGAUAAUGGUGUUGUGCGUCUCAAAGAUAAGGUGAAAGUGAAGAUCUUCAUCACGGAUGUGAAUGACAAUGCUCCUCAAUUUGUUAGGGCGCCGUACAAAGUGCAGAUCUCUGAGGGUUCUCAGGUGGGGACUCAAGUGAUCAGAGUGUACACCACUGAUUAUGACGAGGGGUUGAAUGGGGAUGUGUUUUACUACAUUUCUGAUGGAAAUAAUGACGGUCACUUUGCUAUUGAUGAUGCCACGGGACAGGUAACAGUGGCCAGGAAAUUGGAUCGCGAAACUACAGUGACAUACAAAUUGACAAUCGUAGCUCACGAUGCAGCAGUUCACGGGCGCUUGAGCACAUCUACAACAAUCACUGUGGACGUGUUGGAUGAGAAUGACGAUGCCCCGAGAUUUGUCCAGCCGGAGGCUUAUAGUCAGAUCUCAAUAAAUGAGACGACGCCUGUGGGAAGGGAAUUGAUGCGAUUUAAAGCCAUUGACGGUGAUCUUGGAGUGAACAGUCAAAUCACCUUCUCCAUCACGGCAGGAAAUCGCAGAGACACUUUCCACAUCGAUCCUGUGAGUGGAUUGCUAUUUCUGCACAAACCCUUGGAUUAUGAGGAUACGAAUUCUUAUGUUUUGAACAUAACGGCAGCUGAUGGAGGAAAUCCAAGGCUGUCCACAACGAUUCUUUUCACUGUUAAUGUGAUUGACUCGAACGACAAUCCACCUUCGUUUCCCAACACUGCGAUUGUGAGGCAAAUUCGUGAAGGGAUUCCCAUAAAUACUCCUAUUGUGACGAUCACAGCUGAGGAUCCGGACUCUGGAGCUAAUGGAAAAGUCACAUAUGCGAUUUCGAAUCAGGAUCCCGAGAAUGGGCAGAGGCACUUUGGAAUCAAUGCCAAUACGGGUGUGAUUCAUACGCUGCGGGCCAUUGAUAGGGAGACGAUCGACACGUUUAGAUUGACUGUGGUGGCGACGGAUCAGGCAGAAGGUCAGCGGCUAUCAGCGGAGAAAUUGGUGACGGUGAUAGUGGAAGAUGUGAAUGACAAUGCUCCCGUGUUUGUGUCAAUGAAUGCCGCGGUACUGCCGCUGAAAGACAUCCGAGUGUCACCUGGACGUGAUGGUGCCGUGAUAAUGCACGUGAAUGCCCGCGAUGCUGACUCAAGUACAAAUGGACUUGUCACGUAUGAGAUGGUGAGCGGAAAUACGGAGCUAUUCAAAUUGCAUAGGAGUACAGGUGCCAUUUCGCUGCGGAAGCAGAUCACAAGUCCAGAGACGCGAUAUCAAUUGGCCGUGAAGGCGACAGAUGAAGCUGUGCAGAGUGAGCGCAAGAGCAGCGAUGCCUAUGUGACAAUAAUCGCGAGUGGUGGCAUGAACAAUGGGCCAGUGUUUGACAAUCGGGACUUUUUCGGUAGUGUCUUUGAGAAUGAACCGGCGGGUACGAGUAUUCUCACUGUUGUGGCGCGCCUCGACUCAUCUGUGUCCAGUGAAAUUGAAUACUAUGUGACUAAUGUGACUGGGGAUGGCAGACAAAUGGAUCGUUUGUUUGACAUCGACACCAAACUCGGAAUACUUUCCACGGCCGCUGAACUUGAUCGUGAAUCAGGGGUGGAUACGUACGUUGUGGAGGUUUACGCCAUCAGCAUCGGUGGCAUGCCGAGAACGUCCAGCACAAAGGUUCGUCUCCAAGUGCUGGACAAAAAUGACAGUCCACCCACAUUUCGGGAUCUACCAUUGACCUUCUCUGUAUCCGAGGACCUCGGAGCCGGACAGGCUGUUGCCACACUGAGGGCAACAGAUCCAGACACAAUUGGCACCCUCUCGUAUGCUCUCAUCUCUGGGGACGACGACAAGUUCUCCUUGGAAACUGACACGGGUAUCCUAAAGCUCAGGGACUCCCUCGAUAGGGAAAUCAAGGAUGUGUACAAGCUCAUAGUGAGAGUGACUGAUGGGGUGCAGUACACCGAAACUACUAUUACAAUUCAGGUGACGGACACCAAUGAUAAUCCGCCCAUCUUCGAAGAGCCCGCGUACUCCUUUGACAUCCCAGAGAAUGCGCCGCGUGGCUACCAAGUGGGCAUCAUUUCAGCCACGGAUCCCGACUUGGGUGCCAAUUCGGUGUUGUCCUACACCGUGAUCUCCGACUGGGCGAACGAUGUCUUCUCGCUCAACCCCCAAACGGGAGUCUUCACACUCACAGCCCGAUUGGAUUACGAAGAGGUACAACACUACAUUUUGGUGGUUCAGGCGCAAGAUAACGGUCAUCCCAGCCUCUCAACAACACUCACCGUCUACUGCAAUGUGCUGGACCUCAACGAUAAUGCCCCAAUCUUCGAUCCGAUGAGCUACUCCAAUGAUAUCUACGAGAAUGUGUCCAUUGCAACACCUGUGGUUGUCGUCAGUGCCACAGAUAUUGACUCAGGAGACAAUGGGAGGAUCGAGUAUAGUAUAACAGCUGGAGAUGACAAUAGUGACUUCGAAAUAACACCCAGUGGCACCAUCAGGACGAGACGAAUGCUGGAUCGCGAGACAAAGGCCGCAUACAGCCUCGUGGUGACCGCACGGGAUUGUGCCGAGGAGCAACAGAAGAGACUCUCAUCGACCGUUCAGGUUACAGUGACGCUGAAGGAUGUGAAUGACGUUGCACCAACAUUCAUCACGGCAAAUGAAACGAGCGUGGCGGAAAACAUCCCCAUGAACACCGUCGUGAUGGCCAUCAAGGCGACAGAUCGCGAUGAGGGUCGCAAUGGGUAUAUUGAGUACCUUCUGGCACCUGAGCCGGCGGUGCCCUUCACGCUAGGCACGGUUGAUGGUCUCCUGAGGGUGUCUGGUCGCUUGGACAGGGAGAUCCGAUCGAACUACAAUCUCAUGGUAACAGCGCGAGAUCGCGGAGAACCUCCAAAGACAACCCAGACAAACAUAUCUGUAAAGAUCCUGGAUGAGAAUGACAACAGUCCAGUUUUCGAUCCUAAGCAAUACAGUGCUUCCAUUGCUGAAAACGCCAGCAUAGGUGCCAUGGUACUUCAGGUCUCAGCCACGGACAUCGAUGACGGGGCGAAUGGUCGGGUGAGAUUUUCAAUCUCUGGCGGAGAUGACAAUCGCGAUUUCAGCAUCAGCGAGGACUCGGGUGUGGUGAGAGUGGCCAAGAAUCUCAACUUUGAGCGCAAGUCACGGUACGUCCUCACCGUUCGUGCUGAAGACUGUGCCAGUGAUGUGGGCAGUGGCGAGACGAGAUUCGACACAGCCGAGCUCACCAUCACCAUUACCGACAUCAAUGACAAUCCACCCACCUUCCUGGACAGCCCGUACCUGGCCUACGUCAUGGAGAACGUCAUCCCGCCAAAUGGAGGCUAUGUGAUAACCGUGAGAGCCUACGACGCCGACACGCCGCCCUUCAAUUCGCAGGUGCGAUACUUUCUCAAAGAGGGCGACGCCGAUCUCUUUCGCAUCAACGCCAGCACCGGCGAAAUUUCACUCCUGCGCGCUCUGGAUAGGGAGUCUCAGGCCGAAUACACCCUCACGCUGGUGGCAAUGGAUACCGGAUCUCCCCCACUCACCGGCACGGGAACUGUGCGAGUGAUUGUCCAGGAUAUGAAUGAUCAUAGUCCAGAGUUUGCGAGACAAUCCUACCGAACCACAGUCAUGGAGAAUCAACCGUCGGGUACAAAAGUUCUGCAGCCUAAGGCAACGGACAGAGAUGCUGGACUCAACGGAAAGAUCCGAUUCAGCUUGCUGGGCGAGAAGGUGGAGAGAUUUCACGUGAAUCAAGCGACUGGCGAGAUCACCACUGCCCAAAUCCUCGAUCGCGAAGACACAUCCAUUUAUCACUUAACCCUUAUGGCGCAGGACAGCUCAGCAACGGAGCCCAGGGCCACGGCGGUGAAUCUCACAGUCGCCGUGGCUGAUGUUAAUGACAACACCCCCAUGUUCGAGUCACCUUCUUUCAAUGUCAACGUGCCGGAUCGCAUUAAGGCGCAGCAAUUUGUCUUCGGCGCCCGCGCUGUUGACUUGGAUGAGGGCGCCAAUAGCAGGAUAGUGUACUCUAUCAACGGCAAAGAUAUGGAUAAGUUUGUCAUUAACGCCAACACUGGCGUUAUCAAAACAUUCGAGGAGCUUUCACUGAAUGGCCAGGGCAUCGAUAAAGUGUAUAGUUUGAUUGUGAAGGCGGAAGAUCAGGGGGCUGAACCCAGAUUCGCCACCUCAGAACUCACAAUCCUCCUGAAACCAGCACAUCUCUUCCCCACAUUUUCCUACAUGGCGGAGACGCAAUUCGUAAUGCCUGAGGAUGUGGCUGAGGGAAAGAUGAUCACGAAGAUAUCAGCGACUUCGCCGAAGAAGGGUCCAGCAGGAAGUAUCAAGUAUGCCAUUGCUGGUGGAAAUACAAAGGAUGCUCUCAAGAUUGAUCCCAGCACGGGAGAAGUGACCGUCGGCAAGGGAGGACUUGACUAUGAAACACUGCAGCAGUACGAAGUGUGGAUAGAGGCUGCGGAUUCCGACAGACCAUCGUUGAGAAGCGUUAUCCGGCUUCUGAUUAACGUCACGGACACUAAUGAUAACGCACCAGUCAUGGACAAAAUGAUCUACCAUAGCGAAGUGAUGGAAGAAGAAGCUCCGCCCUUGACUGUGGUUCAAGUCAGUGCCAAAGACGCAGAUUCUGAUGAGAAUGGUCAAGUAACUUAUCGUCUCAGCAAUGAUUUUGAAGGAGCCUUUGAAAUCGAUUCAGACACUGGUGAGAUUUAUACCAACAUGCGUCUUGAUCGCGAGGAAGUAUCCCUCUUCGAGCUCACAGUUGAAGCUGUGGACCAAGGAAUGCCUCAACUCACGGGAAGUGCAACAGUUUUGGUCACAAUUUUGGAUAAGAAUGAUAAUCCUCCUCGAUUCACGCGACUCUUCAGUGUCAAUGUGACUGAGAAUGCAGAGAUUGGAUCUUUUGUGAUUAAGGUCACAUCCUCAGAUCUCGAUACUGGCAUCAAUGCAAAUGCUACUUAUAGCUUUACUGAGAAUCCAGGAAAUAAGUUCUCUAUUGAUGCCAUUUCGGGAAAUGUUACGGUAACUGGCCACUUAGAUCGAGAGCAACAGGAUGAAUAUCUCCUGAAAGUGGCAGCUGUGGACGGUGCUUGGCGUGCAGAGACUCCACUUACGAUCACAAUUCAGGAUCAGAAUGACAAUGCGCCGGAAUUUGAGCACAGCUAUUACAGCUUCAACUUUCCGGAGCUUCAGAGAGCGGUGGCUUUUGUAGGUCAAGUCACUGCCACGGACAGAGAUAAGCAAGGGCCGAAUUCAGUAAUCUCGUAUUCAUUGCAACAGCCUUCUGACUUGUUCAGUAUUGAUCCUGCAACUGGAGAUGUGUUCAGCAAGAGGACUAUCCAUUAUAGACACACGCAAAUGGAGGCUUCGCCUGAGAACAUGUACUCCCUUACGGUGCUCGCCACGGACAAUGGCAAACCGCCAAUGUAUUCAGAAUGCCUGGUGAACAUCAAUGUGGUGGAUGCCAAUAACAAUCCUCCGCGAUUCGAACAGAAUGAAUACUUGUCUCCAGUUCCUGAGGACGCUCAGAUUGGCCAGAGAGUGGUUCAAGUUACCGCCAGGGAUGAGUUAGACUUUGGCAUCAAUGCUGAAGUGGAUUAUGCAAUAAUUGGCGGAAAUGGCACGAAGAAUUUCGGCAUCAACAAGCAAAAUGGAUGGAUCACAGUGCUAAAGCCUUUGCAAAAUCUACUGAGCAGAGUUUUUGCCCUGCACAUCCGAGCAGUGGACAGAGGUGUUCCACCCCAGCAAGAUGAGACCACAGUCACAGUUGUAGUAACAGGGGAGAAUCGCUUUGCUCCCGUCUUCACGGCACUUAGUUACCAGGUGAUUGUGCCUGAGAAUGAACCCACGGGCUCCACAAUUCUCAUCGUGAGUGCCUCAGACAAUGACGACGGUCCCAACGGCAUGGUUCGCUACUCCAUCUCUGGAGGUAAUGAGCGUAAGGAGUUCGAUGUGCAUCCAACUUCUGGAGCUGUUACCAUUCUCCAGUCUCUGGACUAUGAUGUAGUGCAGGAAUACCAUCUAAAUAUAACCGCUGAAGACUUGGGUUUCAAGUCCAAGAGUGCUGUUGCAAUGCUCACAGUAACUCUAACGGAUAUCAAUGACAAUGCUCCAAUGUUCAACCAGACCGAGUAUCAUGCGCACCUCCCGGAAAAUUCCCCUCGCAAUAGUUUUGUCUACAGAGCCGCUGCCACAGAUCGGGAUUCACCAAAGAACGCCGUGAUUCUAUACACGAUUGUUGGCGGCAGUGGAAAGGACUUGUUCUUUAUUGAUCAAUCCCUGGGCAUUAUCAAAUCUAAAGCAAGCUUUGACUAUGAGGAAGAGAAUCUCUACACGUUGGACAUCAUGGCAGCUAAUCCAGAUUCACCAAUGUCGAACAGGGUAAAGGUGAUUGUCCACAUCACGGGAGUUAAUGAAUUCUACCCGAGAUUUAUCCAGCCAGUAUUUCACUUCGACGUCUCUGAGUCUGCAGAAGUUGGCACCAGUGUUGGAGUCAUUGAAGCUACGGACAAGGAUUCAGGAAACGAUGGAAAAGUGUACUACCUCUUGGUUGGCUCUAGCAAUGACAAAGGAUUUGGUAUUCAUCCCGAGACUGGAGUUAUGUAUGUGGCGAGAAAUCUCGAUCGGGAGACACAAAGUCGAGUUGUCCUUACAGUUAUGGCCAAGAAUUUUGGCGGUAUUCGUGGCAAUGACACAGAUGAGGCUCAAGUAAUUAUAUCGAUUCAGGAUGGCAAUGAUCCCCCGGAGUUUGUUGUGGCCACUUAUGAGGCUAAUGUGUCCGAAGGUGCUCAAAUUGGCACUAAAGUUGUCACUGUAAAGGCUGUUGAUAAGGAUAUUCGACCGCAGAAUAACCAAUUCAGCUACUCAAUCAUCGGUGGAAACAGCGAUCAGUCCUUCAAAGUUGAUCCCCAGACUGGUCAAAUUGAAACCUCUAGAAAAUUGGAUAGAGAAUCAACACCUGAAUACUCUCUUACAGUUGGCGCCAUUGAUACAGGAAUUCCACCACAAACUGGCACCGCGAUGGUUCACAUCUCCGUAAGUGAUAUUAACGACAAUGGGCCAAUCUUCGAUCCGGCUGACGUUGUUGGAUAUGUCACGGAAAAUGAACCUGCUGGAACAAGUGUGAUGACUCUAACUGCCACAGAUCCGGAUUUGCCACCAAAUGGCGCUCCAUUUACAUACUACCUCAUUGGUGGUCGUCACAAGUCCUUAGUGACUGUGGAAAAGCACAGCGGACUCAUGAAGACAGCAAGGAGUCUCGACAGAGAAGCCACUCCUGUCCUAGAUCUCAUUGUCGAGGUGGAGGACAACGGUAAGCCGAGGAUGAGAUCUCAACACGCAAUAACUGUGAAGGUAAGAGAUGAGAACGAUAGUCCUUCAACUCCUCGUGUUGUUCAUGUUCUCGUGCACGCCUUCAAUGGACGAAUCCCUGUGGGAAAAAUUGCUGAUGUUCAUCCAAAUGAUGCUGAUAUUGUUGGCGAUUAUAGGUGUAAAAUUCUCACUCAUAGCGCCUCCUCAGCUGCUCUCCAGAUUCCGAAUGGAUGUAAUUUGCACACAACGCCAAAGACUCAAAGCCAGGGCUACUCCUACUCAGUAUCCGGGAACGACGGUCGGCAUGCUGAUGUAGAAUCUAAAGUAAGUGUGGAGUUCCUCUUCUUCGACAACAUCACAGUUGAGAACUCCAUCACAGUGAGAAUAGAAAAUGGAUCUGCAUCGAAGUUUCUCGGGUCGGCUUACAGAUCAUUUUUGGAUCUUAUGAAGAGUGCGAUUGAUUCCGGAGAUGAACUGAAUCUCUAUUCUCUGCGCAACACAAACAGCAGUCUCGAGUUGACAAUAGCGGUGAAAAAUCAUUCAGGCUAUAGAUCACCAGCUUAUGUUAUUGAAAAGUUGAACAAGAAGCGUGACGCAAUGGUUCAAUUGUUGCAAACCUCAGAUAUUAUCAUUGGAUACACGCCCUGUGGUCAAAACACUUGUGACAAUGGCGGAGUGUGUUCGGAGAAGAUCUCUGUUAUAAAGGAUGAAACGAGAAUUACUGAUAGCCAAGCACUUAUCUUCACUUCGCCUCUUGUAAAUCACGAUUUCACUUGUCGCUGCGUUGAAGGCUACACCGGCGCGAGGUGUGACAAGAGACAGGAUCCCUGCUCACCCAAUCCUUGCCAAUCAGGUGGAGAGUGUCGUCGUCAAGGCUACGAUUUCCAGUGCCAUUGUCCAUCGCACAGGGAAGGAAAGUUUUGUCAACUGGAACGAGGCGAUGCGUGCUCCAGUAAUCCUUGUAAAAAUGGUGGAUCUUGCAGAGAAAGUCCUGACGGAUCGUCCUUCUUCUGUCUUUGCCGCCCUGGCUAUCGAGGCAAUAACUGUGAAACCAUUGCCGACUCAUGCAGACCGAAUCCCUGCUUACAUGGCGGUCUGUGUGUGAGCCUCAAGCCAGGAUAUAAGUGUAGCUGUGUUGAUGGUCGCUAUGGAAGGCACUGUGAGAGAGCAACGUUCGGAUUUAAGGAACUUUCUUACCUAGCCUUCCCUUCACUGAAUGCUGCUACUAAUGACAUUAGCAUAAUCUUCGCCACUACGAAGCCUGACGCACUUUUGGUGUACAACUAUGGUCAUCAGAGUGGAGGACGAUCAGAUUUUGUGGCCAUGGAGAUUGUCAAGGGAAAGGCAGUGUUUUCCUUCGGCGGCGCUAGGACAGCCAUCACAUCGGUGGUCGUGGGAGGACCUCAUGGCACUCUGUCCAAUGGAAAGUGGCACAAAGUUACCGCUACAAGAAAUGAAAAGGUCAUGUCCCUGAGUGUGUCCAAGUGUGAUGAAAACGGAGAUGUCUGCGAUGAAUGUCGUCCAGGAGAUGCCACUUGCUACUCUGAUGAUAUUGGCCCGACUGGAACGCUCAACUUCAACAAACAACCUUUGCUGAUCGGAGGACUAAUGUCUGCUGAUCCAGUGCUCGAGCGUCCUGGUCAAGUGCAUUCUGACGAUCUCAUUGGAUGCGUCCACAGUGUCUCAAUAAACGGCCGACCUCUGAACCUCACCAGUCCCAUCAAAUCCCGAGGAGUUGUACCGACAUGCAGCAGAACCACCGGCGGUCCUUGUUCACGAGGUCUUCCUGGUGAUCCCAGUCUUCCUCUCUGCGGCUCAUUCGGCACUUGCAUGGAUCGCUGGCAUACAGCAAUGUGUCGCUGUGGCGGAGAUCUUCUCUCACCUGACUGCUACCAAUCCUUAGAUCCCAUCUCACUAAGUGAAGGUGGCUUCAUUGAAUUCCAAAUCUCCGAAAAACAUCGACGAAUGCAAUUGCUCGAAAACCUCUAUAGUGGAGCAUCAAUGUGGAACUAUGAAGUCUCAAGGGAGAAGAGAUUCACCAAUAACAUCACAACACUAGCUCUCACCGAAGACCCUCCUAAAUCUAUGAGUAUUCUGUUCAGGACACUUCGUCCCAAUGGAUUGAUACUCUUCGCAGCCACGAACAAACACUUUACAUCUGUGGAGCUGAGGAAUCGACGACUUGUGUACAGUUCUCAGCAGAGUUCCCCAGUUAACAUGACUGAUCAGCAUCAUGACAAUCUAGCCGAUGGAAAAUGGCACAAUGUAACCCUGUACACCUUCAGUCGUGUACUUCAUGUUCUGGUGGAUGGAAAACUGAUUGGGGAUGAACUAGACUCGGUUGGUGUUCAUGAUUUCCUAGAUCCAUAUCUCACAGUGCUCUCAGUGGGUGGAGUGAGACGAGAACUGGUGACUCUAGAGAUCGUGCCACCACCUUUCGAGGGCUGCUUCUCCAACUUCACCAUUAACAAUGAGAUUCAGCCAUUCAAUGGAUCUGGAAGUGUAUUUCCCGAUGUGCAAACACGUGGCAAAGUGUAUCAAGGAUGUCAUGGAUUGAUUGGCUUGGGAUCUGCUCAGGUCACAGAUCCACUCAGUAUCGGCAUAACGCUGGUUAUUGUGUUCUUUGUCAUUCUUCUCGUGGCGAUCUUUGCCUCAUUCAUUGUCUUUAGACUGAGGAAGCAGCAGAAGGAGAAAAGUGGCGGCCCUGGUGGACCUAGUGGACUUCACAGCAAGCAGAAUGGAGGGCCCACACUUCUAGGAAGUGGCGGAAUGUCCUCAGCAGCUGAUUGCGUGAUGGGCAGAGGUCUUCAUGGCGGAGAUUCCACUGUGGGCUUCCAUACAGACAAUGGCGAUUUGAUUCGAGGUGUAGCAGGACAUCAUCUUGUUGCGCCAGAACUCAUUUCGAAGAAGUACAAGGAACGUGAAAUCUCUGCCGGGGAUCACCAGAGGCCUCAGCGUCCGGACAUCAUUGAGCGCGAGGUGGUGAGCAAGAGCCCGCCACUGAGGGAAGAACACCACCCACCAAUUCCACCUCCUAGUCAGCAUCACCCUCAUGAUCAUCCGGGAGGAGUGGACUUGGGGUCUGAGUUCCCUGAACACUAUGACCUCGAGAAUGCCAGUUCCAUUGCGCCAUCCGACAUCGAUAUUGUUUACCACUACAAGGGAUAUCGCGAAGCGGGUGGGGUGAGGAAGUAUAAAGCUACACCGCCACCUGUGGCGUCCUAUACCCACCAUAAGCAUCAAGCGGCUGCCCAGCAGCAGCACAGGCACUCACCUCAUCAUGCUGGACCGUAUGCGCCCAGAGUGCCGCCAACAGCCAGUGCUCCGCCAUCGAGCACUCCUCGCCAGCACCAGUCCACGCCGCUGGCCAGACUGUCGCCCAGUUCAGAACUGAGCUCGCAACAGCCUAGAAUUCUCACGUUGCAUGACAUCUCGGGGAAACCCUUGCAGAGCGCCCUGCUGGCCACCACGUCGAGUUCCGGCGGCGUGGGAAAGGACGCUCUGCACAGCAACAGUGAGCGCAGUCUCAACAGUCCUGUGAUGUCACAGCUGUCCGGCCAGAGCUCAAGUGCUAGUCGCAAGAACCCGGGGCCUCCACCUCAAGCGCCCAAUGUCACCGCCGUGGGCAGCCUUACGGCCGAAGAGAUUGAGCGACUCAAUGUGCGACCGCGCACGAGUAGCCUGGUCUCCACUUUGGAUGCCGUGAGUAGCAGCAGUGAAGCACCCCGAGUACCCGGAGCGGGUCACCAUCUGGCCCAUUUACAUCACUCUCCCGUCGUGGAUACGCACAGCUCCACAUCGACGGACGAGAGUGGCAACGACAGUUUCACGUGCUCGGAAAUUGAGUACGAUAACAAUAGCCUCAGCGGAGACAAAUACACCAAACCUGGGGACGAUGACGAUCGGCGUGGCAAUGAAAGUGGAACAGGUUCGGGAAAGCCGCCCAUACCUCCACCCUCAUACGAUGGGUUUGACUCAUCCUUCCGAGGUUCCCUGAGCACCCUUGUGGCCUCUGAUGAUGACCUAUCCACGCAUAUGGGCGGAAUCUACCGGCAGCCUAACGGAGCUUCACCGAGUGCCACCACAGCCCUCGGAUGGGACUAUCUACUGAACUGGGGACCGAACUUUGAGAGCCUUAUGGGUGUGUUUAAAGACAUCGCUGAGUUGCCGGACAGCGUGAAUGGGCAUGUGCAGCCCCUCAGACUGCCCAGCAGCAUGCAGAAGCCAUCCGAAGAGUACGUCUGACGUCUGAGGCACCAUCCCAAAUAACACAGUCAAGAACCAUCUUAGGUGUACAUAGCUUAGCGCAAACAAUCAAUUUUCUCCCCAAUUGGGGAUCGUUCUAGUAAUGUCAGGUAGCCACAUAAAGUAUAUAAUGUCCUUAAGCAAUAAACUGUGUGUGAAUGGUAAAAAUUACGCGUGAGAGUGCAAAACGGUGCAGCCUUGUAUCAAGGUUCUUCAUCAAUCAAAUACCCUGAGUGCUAUAUAAAUUAAUGUUCAGUAAUGAGAGUUGCUAGCAUAGAUCUUAAAAAAACUUAUCGUUAAAUACAAUUGAUGUCUUCUUGCCAUAAUAUGGAAGUUUAUAUAUA